AGUAGUAGUUUUAAUGGAGUAUAAACAACGAAGCAAUAUCUUUUCAGUUGGAUUAUCAAUGAUGGAUUUCCCCACUCAUAUCCUACUUGUUUUCUCAUCUUUAUUGAUAGGAGUAUCCUGUCGAGUUUGUUACGAUGAUCUUGGAUGCUUCGAUACAUCAUUGGCCUGUCACUGGAGAAACCCAGAUUCUCCUGCAUCGAUCGGGACCACAUUCACGCUUUACACCAGGCAGAAUAGAUACACAGGAGAUUCCUUGGAUCGUACGAACUAUGCCACGAUCUCGUCGUCGUCCUUCAGGGCGAGUCGUGACACCAAACUCAUCGUUCACGGUUGGACGGAUAGCAUGACCGGAAGUAGCUGGACAACCAUGCGAGACGCCCUCCUUGAUAACUACGACGUCAACGUUGUAAUGGUUGAUUGGUCAGACGGUGCAUUAAAGGGAUACACUCAAUCCAGAGCUAAUACUCGGGUCGUCGGCAGGGAGAUCGCUAAGCUAAUUGAAGCUUUCCAAGGUGCUGCUGGGGCUACAUUCGACUCCAUGCACAUCAUUGGACACAGCCUCGGGGCUCAUAUCGGGGGUUACGCCGGGGAGGCAUGCUCAGGAACCAUCGGCAGAGUAUCAGGAAUGGAUCCCGCGGGUCCAGAGUUUGGUGGUGAUCUCGACAACGCUUGUCGACUGGAUAGAUCAGACGCCCUCUUCGUCGAUGCUAUGCACACUGAUGGUGAAAUACUUCUUGGAGGUGGUGCAGGACUCAUGGAUGAGCUUGGACACCAAGACUUCUACCCGAACGGUGGGAUGGACAUGCCCGGUUGCCCUGUUCUUUCUGCCUCCUGCGAUCACAGCCGAGCCGUCGAAUACUACAUCGAGAGCAUCUGGUCAUCGUGUUCGUUCAGCUCUUCGAGGACCGCGUCGACGUGGGACGACAUCGACGAUGGGAGAUGGACAUCAUGCAGUAGCUGGAGCUGCCCCCAGAUGGGGUACCACGCUGACCUCAACAAAGGAACAGGGGCUUACUACCUCGAGACCAACGGGGACAAUCCUUACUGCCAGGGUUAAAGAGAUCAACGACAAGAAAGAGGGUACACUUUUAUUGCAAAGAUUUAAAAUAAAUUCACAUUGGCUGUGAAUAAUGACAAGGGCCCCGUUGUAUAAAAUUACCAUUAUGGCACCUUUGCCAUGCAAUGGUAACUUCCAUGGAAUCCUUGAUUCUGAUUGGCUGUUGAUCAUCGUUACCAUGGUAGCUACCAUUGGGUGGCAAAGAUACCAAAAGAGUAACUUUUAUUCAACAAUUGGAGCCCAGGCGACCAGCCGAACUUUGGAUUUAUUUUUAAUCCUAUAAGGAUUAACAUUGAAAAAUAUCGUUUAGCUUUAAUUUCAAAUCCUAAAGGAUUAAAUUGAUUUUAAAGGUUUGAUCUCGAAUGUAUACUUGUGAUAUAGGCUGCUCACACAAUAAAGUCAAACAUCAACAAAGGAACAGGGGCGAAAUGGGAAUUCCAUAGGUUAUACAUGGUAUAAGGGAAGUAAGAUUAUUGAUAGGGGAGGGGAGUGGGCCGCCCUCCAAAUGGGCUAGUAAAAUAGGGUAGUAAAGGGUUAAAAGGGGGACUAUGUAGGUACAAUAUUUAAAUGAUAUGUAACAAGGGAGCACUUCAUUAUCAUUCAUCGUCAAGAAACUCGUCAGAUCUUUAAAUUUUCCUUGAUUUUGAUUGACUGUGAAGCACUGUUUCUAUAUUAUGUUAAGUGUCGGAUAAAACAGGACUUGAAGGAUGUCUACAGAUCAUUUCAUGAAAUUAACCCCCCCCC
Molecule: messenger RNA, 1801 nt
Organism: Lytechinus variegatus (green sea urchin)
Lineage: Eukaryota; Metazoa; Echinodermata; Echinoidea; Temnopleuroida; Toxopneustidae
Product: pancreatic lipase-related protein 2-like
Exons: 5
Coding region: 14-1057 (347 amino acids)
Biological process (GO): lipid metabolic process
Molecular function (GO): lipase activity
Source: RefSeq, a predicted model, not a curated record